AUGGCCACUGAUUCGUCCAACCGUGAGAACGAAGAAUUAUGGGACCUAUGUUAUGAAAUUCAUAGUAUAGUUCUUAGAACAUAUGUUGCAGGUUAUGUUUUGGUGUGGAUGACUAUUGAUCUGAGGACCUAUAUACUAGGAUCCUUCAGAGGAUUUUCCUUAGAAAUUAUAGUAUUAAAGCCAAAGUUAGUAUUAUUCUUGGAACCUAUAAUUCUAAAUCACAUCUUGGUAUUGUCCUUAGGAUCAAUAGUUCUGGAUGAUAUUCUAGUAUUGUCCUUAGGACUUACAGCUCCAGUUGACAUCUUGAUAUUGUCCUUAGGACCUAUGUUACUACGACCCAUCCUAGUAUUGUUCUUAGGACCUGUAGUUCUAGAUCACAUCUCAAUAUUGUCCUUAGAACCUAUAGUUCCAGGUGACAUCCUAGUAUUGUCCUUAGAACUUAUAGUUCCAAGUGUCAUCCUAAUAUUGUCCUUAGGACAUACAGCUCUAGUUGACAUCUUGAUAUUGUCCUUGGGACCUAUAUUACUAAAAACCAUCCUAGUAUUGUUCUUAGGACCUAUAGUUCUAGAUCACAUCUCAAUAUUGUCCUUAGGACCAAUAGUUCUGGAUGAUAUCCUAGCAUUGUCCUUAAGACUGAUAGUUCCAGGUGACAGCCUAGUAUUGUCCUUAGGACUUACAGCUCCAGUUGACAUCUCGAUAUUAUCCUUAGGACCUAUAUUACUAAGACCCAUCCUGGUAUUGUUCUUAGGACCUAUAGUUCUAGAUCACAUCUCAAUAUUGUCCUUAGAACCUAUAGUUCCAGGUGACAUCCUAGUAUUGUCCUUAGAACUUAUAGUUCCAAGUGUCAUCCUAAUAUUGUCCUUAGGACAUACAGCUCUAGUUGACAUCUUGAUAUUAUCCUUAGGACCUAUAUUACUAAGAUCCAUCCUAGUAUUGUUCUUAGGACCUAUAGUUCUAGAUCACAUCUCAAUAUUGUCCUUAGGACCAAUAGUUCUGGAUGAUAUCCUAGCAUUGUCCUUAAGACUGAUAGUUCCAGGUGACAGCCUAGUAUUGUCCUUAGGACUUACAGCUCCAGUUGACAUCUUGAUAUUGUCCUUAGGACCUAUAUUACUACGACCCAUCCUAGUAUUGUUCUUAGGACCUGUAGUUCUAGAUCACAUCUCAAUAUUGUCCUUAGGACCUAUAGUUCCAGGUGACAUCCUAGUAUUGUCCUUAGGAUUUAUAGUUCCAGGUGACAGUCUAGUAUUGUCCUUAGGACUUACAGCUCCAGUUGACAUCUUGAUAUUGUCUUAG
This is a messenger RNA of Megachile rotundata (alfalfa leafcutting bee), 1293 nucleotides long. RefSeq lists its product as uncharacterized. The record is from RefSeq and is a predicted model, not a curated record. Lineage: Eukaryota; Metazoa; Arthropoda; Insecta; Hymenoptera; Megachilidae.